CUCAGAAUCAGAAAGCAUGUAGAAAAACUUGUCUGUAUUACUCAGACAUGGAAGGUAAAUGAAGGUGUCAUGUGUGGUGCUGAAUGCAUGUAGCGUUUGAAAGGUGCUUUCUUCAUGUGUAUGUAUGUGUGUGUAGGCGUGUUUCGGUGAGCAUGUGUAAGACAUCUGUCGUUCCCAGUUCAUGUGUGUGUGUGAGCAUAAUCUAAAUCAUGUGGAGGUGAGAGCAUCGGCGUGCAGAGCGGUAGGAGUGAGAAGAUUGCCCUGCUGGAGUUUGUUUGUGACAGAGCGCAUGACGUCCGAGCUCACGCACAGGGAUCACGAACUCACAAACACAAGACUUACACUCUGGAUUACUGUCUUCAGACACACAUGUUCUGCACAUUGACAUGCUUUUACAAAGAAUGCAAUCCUGAAGGAAAUACAAAUUUCUUUUAUAUCACGUGUUUGUCCUAGAAAGGAGAUUUGCCAAGAUACCAUAGUCUGCAGUCUUUUCCAUUUUGAUUUUUGAAUGCAAUCAUCCAGAGUUUGAAUAUUUCAAGCAGACAAUCAAGAUUGUUUAGUGUUUUGUGCCAACCAAAUGGCUUUUCUUCUCUGAAUUUCAUUGUCAUCUCAUCACAGAAGUAGACUUUGUUCUGUUGGGGUUUAAAUGGUGUCUUUGGGAAAUUGUCCUUUCCAAAUUGAAUGUGCUCUCUGCUGCCGGCGUGCCUACAGUAGGUGAUGCUGGGUCAUCAUUAGCUAAAGCCAUCCUAUGAACCCUGCCACCCAGGGGCUGUCAAUUUGUGUAGCGUGCUGGGCAGAAUUUCACCUUGAACUCCUCAGUCUAAAUUUAGUAUGGCACGCCAAGCACUGAUAGCUCUCUAACCAGAGAACCCUGUCAAACUAUUUUGUUUUGGACAGACGGUAUCAUGUACACUGUGUUCGCAAAGUUUCAUUUUGAUGAGGCUGUUUGUGCGAGCCAUGCAAAUUAAAAUAAUUAAAAAUGCAUUUAGAACACAACUGAAGUGAUUCACAUGACAUCUGCUAGUCUUUCAAUGAUUCAAAAUUGCUAUGUUAAAACUAUGGCUUAGAUGUUAGCAUAGCAGUUAGCAUAUUAAGGCUACUCUGACAUAUGAGUAUGUUUACAUGCACACCAAUACACACCAAAAAAUUAGCUGAUUCAAAAAUCUGACAAUGCAAGAAAACGAUGUUUACAUGAGACUUCAAAUCAUCUGAUUAUUCUCUGCAUUUGAUAACACUUAUGCACAUUGCCAGUAAGAAUGGCAGUAAAUGUGUUUACUUGCAAUGUGAAAUCGGGGUAAUGAGCAAAAAUCAUCCUGUGUUGACCGGUGUAUGCUUUUUUGACAUUUUAUCAUUUGCAGGAUAUGAAUUAUAGAUAUCUACUAUAUAAUUUUCACUUAUUAAAAUGUUAAUUCUCUAUAUCAGCAAUGGAAUUACUAGUGAAAUGCUACAUUUUAUAUCAUUACUUAGGCUUGCAAAACUUUAAUCCUUGUUAUAAAAAAUUACCUCAUUACUCGUGGGAAUACUCAUCCUUGAUUCAACUAGCAAAAAAAAAGAAAAAAUAUGAUCUCUGUAAAUUUGCAAUUUCUCUAGUUGUAAUUCAGCUGUUGAUAUCAGGAAUGGACAUUUGCACUAGUAACAUUGUAAUUAUUGAUAUAAAGAAAUAUAGUUUUUGCUAGUAAUUAGUAAAUUGCUGAUAUGUAAUUGCAAUUACAGAUAUCAAGAAUCACAGUUUGAAUUAGUUGAAAUACCAAUUUUGAAAUCAAGAAUGUGUAUUUCUGCAAAUGUUGACAGUAUAACAGUACAACUAGUGCAAAUGUAAUUACUAAUAUCAACAAUUAGCACUUUCACUAGUAGUUAUUCCAAUUCACAUAUCAGGAAUUUGCAUUUUAACUAGUGACAAUUGAAUUUUUUAUAUCUAUAAUUUAUAUCCUGUGAAUGAAUAAAUGUCAAGUGCACUUGCCAUAAUUUUAAAUAGGAGUGAAUAACAAAUCAUUAUAAAAUUCAGUACCAGAUAUAAAAAAAUUACGGCUUUUACUAAUUCCAUUUUUUAUAUCAAAACUAGAUAUUUCUGUGAGUAAUGACACCAUUUUUUGAAAAUUGACGUUUUCACUAGUACAAACUGAAUUACUGAAAUUAAAAAUUUCCCUAGUAUUUUCCCUAGCAGUAAUUCCAUUGCUGAUGUCAAGAAUUAACAUUUGAACUCAUGAAAAUUGAAUUGUAGAUGUCUAUAAUUGAUAUCCAGCACAUGAUUAAAUGUCCAAAGGUCUUGCAAUAGUCAGCUUAUUAAGCAUAAUCGGUGUAAGAUGGUGCCAUGGAGCUCAAGUGGGUGACGUGUGUUUGAAUCCUCUUGCCACUUUUUGAUCGCCCCCUCUUCUCAUCAUUCAUUCUCAUCUCUUCACUGUUGUAUCAAUUAAAGUGGAAAAAACGCUAAAUAGUUUGACAAAAAUGGAAUCUACUGUGUUGCUAAUACAUUUUCAGUCACCAUGUAUCAAACCUGACCUACUGUACUCUAAUUGUAAAGGCCUCAGAGAAGUAACAGGGUGACGUGCCUUCCUAGUGGAAUGAAAGUCCAAAACAUGCUGGUCUUGUUAGAUGGGUUGACAACAAAUCUACAACCUAGGGCCUAAGCCAUAAGAACAUAUCAGUUACGUUUACAAAGAGGAAGUUUGGACUAAUGAAGAAGGCCUACGAGCUGAGCGUUCUGUGUGACUGUGAGAUUGCCCUCAUCAUCUUCAACAGCACGAACAAACUUUUCCAGUACGCCAGCACCGACAUGGACAAAGUUCUGCUCAAAUAUACAGAGUACAACGAGCCCCACGAGAGUCGGACGAAUUCGGACAUUGUGGAGACUCUAAGGAAAAAGGGUCUAAACGGCUGUGACAGCCCUGAUAUUGAUGCUGAAGAUUCCGGACACAGUCCAGAGUCUGAAGACAAGUAUCGCAAAAUCACUGAAGAUAUUGACCUGAUGAUCAGCAGGCAGAGAUUGUGUGCCAUCCCCCCCUCCAAUUAUGACAUGCCUGUCUCAAUCCCUGCGAGCAACCCCAACAGUCUGAUCUACAGCCACCCGGGAGCGUCGCUGGGCAACCCCAACCUGCUGCCGCUGGCCCACCCUUCUCUCCAGAGGAACAGCAUGUCCCCUGGAGUGACUCACCGGCCCCCGAGUGCUGGCAACACAGGUGGCCUCAUGGGUCCAGACCUCGGCAGCGGAUUGGGCACCAGUGCUGGAAAUGGGUACGGGAACCACCGCAACUCCCCUGGUCUGCUGGUCUCUCCGGGGAGCAUGAGUAAGAACAUGCAGACCAAGUCUCCUCCACCCAUGACCAUGAACAUGAGCAACCGUAAACCUGACCUCCGAGUGCUGAUCCCCCCCGGCUCAAAGAACACCAUGCCCUCCAUCUCUGAGGAUGUCGACAUUCUUCUGAACCAGAGAAUAAACAACUCCCAGUCAGCACAGUCCUUGAGCACCCCAGUGGUGUCUGUAGCCACGCCCACUCUGCCAGGACAGGGACAGGGUAUGGGUGGCUACCCAUCAGCCCUCUCUACCUCAUACGGUACAGAAUAUUCUCUCAGCAGUGGAGACCUGUCCUCUUUGUCAGGUUUUAACAGCUCUGCUUCUCUUCAUCUGGGUUCAAUGACCGGCUGGCAACAAAACAUGCAGCAUUCUGGUCUUGGACAUUUAGGGAACUGCACCAGCACACAGUUGUGUCAGAGCUCCACCCUUUCCCUACCAUCCAAUCAGAGCCUGCACAUCAAAUCCGAACCCGUCUCUCCUCCCCGAGACAGGGCCGGGGGCACCCCGGGUGGCUACGGCCAGCCUCUGCCCCAUCAACCACAGCAGCAACAAGCAUCUCAACAGGGUCAACUGCGGCAAGACGCAGGCCACUCACCCAUCGACAGCCUGAGCAGCUGCGGCAGUUCGUACGAGGGCAGCGACCGUGAGGAGCACCGCACCGACUUCCACUCACCCAUGGGACUGCUGAGACCCUCUCAGGACGAGCGACACAGCCCGUCCGUCAAACGCAUGCGCCUGUCCGAGGGCUGGGCCUCGUGAUUGGCUCCGCCCACCGGCGGCACCGCCCCUCAAGGAGGGCUUUUCUAUGUGGAGAUUUCACUUUAUAGUAUUAUAUUUGUUUCUGCGGAGUGUGAGUGCUACAGCAAGUAUUACAGUAUAUAUAAGAUAAACAGGGAGGGUGGGUGUGUUUGUGAUUUGGGGUUGGGGCAAGGGACAUGCAUCGCUUGUGCCAUGUGUGGGGAAAACGAAAAAAAAAAUAUACAUGCAAUUUUACAUACGUGUGUAUGUAUGUAUACAAGCAUACAGGAUAAAAAAAGAGAAGUCUGGUACUCUUGUUUGGUAAAGCUACUUUUUAGUUCAGUAAUAUAUUAUGCAUAAUUAAUUUAGUAUAGAGAUGCAUUGAUGUGUCUCAGGGCUUGUACAAGUAAUAUUCCCGUACAAACCGGGGCCUUUAUGCUCACCGUCAAUGCUCACUAACUUGCAAAUGUAUGUUAUCACAGGCAUUGUUGUGUUGCAGGUUCAACGUAUUUUUGUAAAUAGGGGACGAUGAGGCUUUUGGGUAAAUAAGCUGCCAGGAUAUGCAGAUUUAUUUACGAAUAACGUACAGAGAGAGAGAGACACCACACACCAUUUUAAGAAUACAUAUUCAAGGGCCCGGGCCCGAGGAUUGUGCACAAUUAAGAAUACAAACAGCAUCAGGAAUUGUUCUAAAUAAAAAGGAUUCUAUUGUAAAUGUUAAUGAUAUUUAGAGCAAUGUUAACAACUUAUCCUAUCCUAUCCCCGGUGGAGACAAUGUACAAAACAUUUUGCUUAUAUUUUCAUAAAAAAUGCAGAGCAUUUGUUGCUACCUGUUGACCACAUGAGUCAGAAUGUGAUUUCAAGCUUUGCCGAUGUUGAACAGAAAGGUAAAGCUGUGUGAGCUCCAAAAAUAAAGCCAUAUAAACAAUUUA
This is a messenger RNA of Myxocyprinus asiaticus (Chinese sucker), 4962 nucleotides long. It is a transcript of the gene mef2ca, whose product is annotated as myocyte enhancer factor 2ca. The transcript has 10 exons. Bases 2675 to 4051 code for a protein of 458 amino acids. NCBI's taxonomy places the organism in Eukaryota, Metazoa, Chordata, Actinopteri, Cypriniformes, Catostomidae. Gene Ontology annotation, molecular function: DNA-binding transcription factor activity, RNA polymerase II-specific; protein dimerization activity; RNA polymerase II cis-regulatory region sequence-specific DNA binding. The record is from RefSeq and is a predicted model, not a curated record. Gene Ontology annotation, biological process: positive regulation of transcription by RNA polymerase II.